AAUUCAUUUGUCAGCCAAGCAGCAGCAGCACUCCAGCAUCCAGCAUCCAGCUUUCAGCUUCCAGCAAUUCUACAAAAACCCCAAAAAGAAUGGCACAAAAGGUGAUCCUUGUAUUGAGCGCCCUGGUGGCCGCUGCCAUGGCCGUUGUGGUGCCGGGACCUGGCCUCGGCUACCCAGCGUAUCCCUCGUAUCCUGGACUGGGCGGACCGGCACUGCUGCCCAAGCUGGCGGCUCCAGUGUACCCUGCCCUGGCCAAGGUGGGCAUUGCCAAAGUGGCUGCUCCGGAGCCAUACGAUCCCAAUCCACAGUACAGCUUCAGCUACGAUGUUCAUGAUCAAUCGACUGGCGAUGUGAAGAGCCAGCAGGAGUCCCGCAGCGGCGAUGUGGUCCAAGGCGCCUACUCGCUCAUCGAGGCCGACGGCACUCGUCGCAUUGUGGAGUACACCGCUGAUCCCGUGCACGGAUUCAAUGCCGUUGUCCAUCGCGAGGGCGCUGUGGUGAAGGCUGUGGCACCCGUGGCCAAGGUCCUGGCACCGGCACCGCUCCUGCACGCCGCUCCCCUGGUGGCCAAGUUGCCCGCCUACGGACCAGCUCUGGCCCCUGCCUACGGUCAUGCUCUGGGUCCCGCCUACGGUCCAGCUCUGGCUCCCGCUUAUGCCCAUGCUCUGGGUCCUGCCUAUGGCCCGGCAUUGCCCAAGCUGGCUCUGCCCGCUCUGUCGCCCCUGGGCUAUCACUAAGUCAACGAAACGAUCAGCCGACAACACUUGCCGACCCCUAGCCGAACCCCCGCAAACGGACACAUCGCGACAAACUUCUCCUCCACGUGGCCCCAAGGGGUCACGGCCCGAUCGUAGUCGAUAGUUGUAGUAUUAGUUGAAAUGAAAGCGAUAUAUCGAAA
Molecule: messenger RNA, 898 nt
Organism: Drosophila subobscura
Lineage: Eukaryota; Metazoa; Arthropoda; Insecta; Diptera; Drosophilidae
Gene: Cpr64Aa
Product: cuticle protein 7
Exons: 2
Coding region: 90-737 (215 amino acids)
Cellular component (GO): extracellular matrix
Source: RefSeq, a predicted model, not a curated record